UUAUUAUUUUAUUUAAAUCGGUUCACCAACUCCCUCCCUAAUAUAAAUCAAAAUCUCCAAUCCACCUUACCAGAAACCUCAAAAAAAGAUAACCGAAUCAAUUCGCUGCUGUUUCCGAUUUCAUCAGAACCCAAAGCAUGUCCUGGUUCUUCGUAGUGGCGUCGAUCAUCGCCGCCGUCGCAUCCUACAAGCUAAUCCAACGGCUGAGAUUCAAGCUGCCCCCGGGCCCACGGCCGUGGCCCGUCGUCGGAAACCUCUACGAUAUCAAACCGAUCCGCUUCAGGUGCUACGCCGAGUGGGCUCAGUCCUACGGACCGAUCAUCUCGGUCUGGAUCGGUUCGACGUUAAACGUCAUCGUUUCGAGCGCGGAGCUGGCUAGGGAGGUCCUGAAGGAGAAGGACCAGCAGCUGGCGGACCGGCACCGGAGCAGAUCGGCGGCGAAGUUUAGCCGCGACGGGAAGGAUCUGAUCUGGGCCGAUUACGGUCCCCACUACGUCAAAGUGAGGAAGGUUUGCACGCUCGAGCUCUUCACUCCGAAGCGGCUCGAGGCCCUGAGACCGAUCCGUGAAGACGAAGUGACCGCCAUGGUUGAGUCCGUCUUCAACGGCUGCAACCUCACCGACCACAAAGCCAAGGGUCUGCAGCUGAGGAAGUACAUAGGAGCGGUUGCGUUCAACAACAUAACGCGUUUAGCGUUUGGGAAGCGUUUCGUAAACGCGGAGGGAAUAAUGGACGAGCAAGGGCUAGAGUUCAAGGCCGUAGUGGCGAACGGCCUAAAGCUAGGAGGUUCACUGUCAAUAGCAGAGCACAUCCCAUGGCUCAGGUGGAUGUUCCCAUUGGAGGAGGAAGCCUUCGCCAAGCAUGGCUCGCGCCGUGACCGCCUGACCAGGAAAAUCAUGGAGGAGCACACUCUCGCCCGGCAAAAAUCCGGUGGCGCUAAGCAGCAUUUCGUCGACGCUUUGCUCACGUUGAAGGAUCAGUACGAUCUAAGCGAAGAUACCAUCAUCGGUCUUCUCUGGGACAUGAUCACGGCAGGGAUGGACACGACCUCCAUCUCAUCCGAGUGGGCGAUGGCUGAGAUGAUAAGGAACCCGAGGGUGCAGCAGAAGGUGCAAGAGGAGCUAGACCGAGUCGUUGGACGCGACCGCAUCCUCACGGAGCCCGAUUUCUCGACCCUUCCGUACCUGCAAUGCGUGGUCAAGGAGUCAAUGAGGCUGCACCCACCGACCCCAUUGAUGCUUCCUCACCGAGCCAACGCUGAUGUCACAAUCGGCGGUUACCAUAUCCCCAAGGGAUCCAACGUCCUCGUGAACGUCUGGGCGGUGGCUCGUGACCCGACCGUGUGGAAGGACCCGUUGGAGUUUCGGCCCGAGAGGUUCUUGGAAGAGGAUGUGGACAUGAAAGGCCAUGACUUUAGGCUGCUUCCCUUUGGAGCUGGGAGACGUGUCUGCCCCGGUGCGCAGCUUGGUAUCAACCUGGUCACGUCCAUGCUUGGCCAUUUGCUUCACCAUUUCGUCUGGACGCCACCUGAAGGGAAAAAACCAGAAGACAUUGACAUGUCUGAAAGCCCGGGACUCGUCACUUACAUGCGUACGCCUCUGCAGGCCGUGGUCACGCCCAGGUUGCCUGCCGAUCUCUACAAACGCAUCGCCGUCGAUAUGUAAAUUUCGCAGAUAUAUCUUCCGUUUCUGCUGUUGCUGUUGUGUAGACUCGUGUUGUGUUUUUUCCGAACUUUUGAUGAGAUUGGUUGUCGAGAGAUCGCCAAAUAAACCAAGCUUCUUCGCCA
Molecule: messenger RNA, 1786 nt
Organism: Tarenaya hassleriana
Lineage: Eukaryota; Viridiplantae; Streptophyta; Magnoliopsida; Brassicales; Cleomaceae
Product: cytochrome P450 98A3
Exons: 3
Coding region: 138-1664 (508 amino acids)
Molecular function (GO): heme binding; iron ion binding; oxidoreductase activity, acting on paired donors, with incorporation or reduction of molecular oxygen
Source: RefSeq, a predicted model, not a curated record